UAUACAUCACCCCGGUCGUCCCAGUCAAAUACAACAUGGGAUCCCGACUACACGUUCAAGAGAUCAAAAAAGGCCCCCCACUUCCCUACAAAGAUGAUAUCAGAGCUUUCACACGAGAGUACGCUGAGUCUCUUGACGCGCAAGAUCCUCUCCGUCAUUUCCGAGACGAAUUCAUCAUCCCAUCGAAGAAAGACCUGAAGCGGAAGACUCUGAAUGCCACUGAGAAUAUUGAGGACAACUCCGACCCCAGAAGUAUUUAUCUCUGCGGAAACUCCCUAGGUCUUCAGCCUCGGAACACCCGGAAAUACCUCGAACACUAUUUACGGACCUGGGCAAUCAAGGGCGUUACUGGCCACUUCACACCGCAUGAUGACCAGCUGCUUCCACCGUUCGUCGAUGUCGAUGAAGCCGGAGCAAAGCUUAUGGCCCCCAUUGUGGGAGCGCUCGAGAGCGAGGUGGCGGUAAUGGGCACGCUAACUGCGAAUCUGCAUUUUCUGAUGGCGAGUUUCUACCAACCCACUCAAGAGAGGUAUAAGAUCAUUAUCGAGGGCAAGGCAUUUCCCAGUGACCAUUAUGCCGUGGAAUCCCAAAUUCAGCACCACAAUCUCGACCCGAAAGAUGCUAUGGUCCUUAUCGAACCUGAAAAUCUCGAUCGUCCAAUUUUAGACACUGAGAAAAUCCUGCGGGUGAUCGAUGAACAUGCCUCGAGCACAGCUCUUAUACUCCUCUCCGGUAUACAAUUCUAUACUGGACAGUACUUUGAUAUCGAGAAGAUCACGGCCCAUGCUCAUUCCAAGGACAUCAUAAUUGGCUGGGACUGUGCCCAUGCUGCAGGCAAUGUCGACUUGAAAUUACACGAUUGGAACGUGGACUUUGCGGCCUGGUGUAACUACAAGUAUCUCAAUAGUGGCCCGGGCGGAAUAGCUGGUCUGUUCGUCCACGAGAACCAUGGACGAGUGGAUAUGACCAAGGUCGGUUCCAAGGAUGAGCCUUUUCGUCCGCGGUUGUCUGGCUGGUGGGGUGACGACAAGAAGACUCGGUUCCGAAUGGAAAACAGGUUCGUACCGCAACCAGGCGCAGCUGGAUUCCAGUUAUCGAACCCAUCUGUCUUGGAUAUGAACGCAGUGGUGGCGUCCCUCGAGAUAUUCAAUCGCACGUCAAUGGCUGAGAUCCGUAAAAAGUCUUUGGACCUCACGGGUUACUUAGAACAUCUCCUUUUGAAAUAUCCUCUCGAUGCUGCCCCGGAGGACAAGCCAUUCUCUAUCAUUACACCUUCGAACCCGGCCGAGCGAGGUGCACAGCUAAGCCUGCGCUUGGGGCCGGGUCUUCUCGACAGUGUUCUAGAAGUUUUGGAGGAGAAUGGAGUAGUGAUCGAUGAGAGAAAGCCGGACGUCAUUCGGGUUGCGCCAGCGCCUCUGUAUAACACCUAUACAGACGUGUGGCAGUUCUGCCAGAUCUUCUUCGAUGCUUGCCAAAAGGCAGUAAGAGCCCGAAAGUAAAAGUUUAGGUUUUGACGGCUUAACGUGUGUGACGUAUAAUUUCUUGGUCAUAUAUUGGAUGGGUGCAACGAUGUUUGGAUAAAAGUGCUCAGCAUCGGUGACCAUGAUCAAUGACUACGUUUACCUUGCUUUGGCUACCUGCAAUGAGAUUUCUAGAAUCAGAACAUGCUGACAUCCAAUUCUUCCAGGAUUGCAACCUGCGAAGGGCAUUGCCACGUUCUAACUUGCUCCAUGUUGUGUUGCCUUAUCUCUGAGGUAAGAAGCUGGCGCAUAUUCCCCCUUUGCCGCUGGUUAAACUUUCUUUGGCAGAAGUAAUGGCAAGCUCCCAGUUGGCCUGUGCUAGAGUUUUAGCAGAUCUCGAAAUUGCUCCAGUGACC
This is a messenger RNA of Aspergillus pseudotamarii, 1876 nucleotides long. RefSeq names its product kynureninase (gene bna5-1). Gene Ontology annotation, cellular component: cytoplasm. Gene Ontology annotation, biological process: NAD+ biosynthetic process. Gene Ontology annotation, molecular function: kynureninase activity; pyridoxal phosphate binding. The transcript has 4 exons. The record is from RefSeq and is a predicted model, not a curated record. Lineage: Eukaryota; Fungi; Ascomycota; Eurotiomycetes; Eurotiales; Aspergillaceae. Bases 36 to 1499 code for a protein of 487 amino acids.